AUGGAAAACCACACUGGUUUAGAGGACCUGCCUCCAAAACCACCUAAUAUUAACUCAUUCCAAGCUAAUCAAUCUUUUACCUUCAAGGACAAACUAUUAUUCAAUGACAGUGAGAGAAACCUCUCUAUAUCCCAACCCCCUUCAUAUUUAUUACCUAUGGCCGUUGACACAAUCGAGGAAGAAGGGAAAAAGGUUCCUAAAGGCCAAGAGGAUGAAUACAUGGUUCCAAUAACUCGAGAAGACAAACAGCGCAUUUAUUAUCCAUGGAGAUUCUCAGUGAUAAUUAAACUACAAGGAAAAAAAGUUCUUCACCAAAUACUCAAACGAAAACUGGCAGAUCUUUGGAAGCCAAAGGAGACCUUUCCUCUUAUUGAUCUUGGUGAAGACUACUUCACAGUUAAAUUUAAUAAAGAAGAAAAUAUGGUCAAUGCACUACAAAAUGGCCCAUGGUUCAUCUUUGGUCAUUUUCUAUCGGUACAACGUUGGGAGCCAAACUUCGUGCCUUCAAAAGCCAAACAAAUUCUCACGGAAAUUUGUGUACGUCUUUCACAACUCCCCACUGAAUUCUAUGAUGGAAAUUUUUUGGAAAAAGUAGGUAAUAAAAUUGGAAGGCUACUUAAAGUUGAUGCUUGUACAUCCACAGCUCUCCGAGGAUGCUAUGCAAGGCUUUAUGUGGAGUUACCACUGAACAAAGCGGUUAAAUCUAAUGUGUGGAUAGGAUCCCAUAAACAACAAGUAUUAUACGAGUGUGACAAACUCCUAUGCUUGAAUUGUGGACACCUAGGUCAUUCCACAGGCCAAUGCAAUAUGAUCAAACAACAAUCUACAAACUCAGCAACAAAAGAAAAAGAAGAGAAGGAACAGGAUCGUAACAUGCUAAAACAAACGCACAAGAUCAACGAGGAAUAG
Molecule: messenger RNA, 909 nt
Organism: Nicotiana attenuata
Lineage: Eukaryota; Viridiplantae; Streptophyta; Magnoliopsida; Solanales; Solanaceae
Exons: 1
Coding region: 1-909 (302 amino acids)
Source: RefSeq, a predicted model, not a curated record